AUGAAUGAUAAUCCUUGGGCCACCAACGGGCCAGCCGCCGGUUGGGUAGAUGCCCCAUUCCCGCGUGAAGGUGACACGUAUGAGAGCAUUCUAUAUGAGCUGAUAUCCGCAGUCUAUGACGCUGUCUACGCCCUGGUAGAGGAAGAUGCGAGACUUGGACCGCCCGAAAAAAAUCCAGCGAGUAUCCUGGACUCGCGUGAACCAUUAGUGCCGGAAUCCCCUGGGCCGCACAUCGGACCCCCGGGCAAGGACACGUCUAGCCUGGUGGGUUCCAGCCUGGUGGGCUCCAGCCUGGUGGGUUCCAGCCUGGUGGGCUCCAGCCAGGUGGGACCGUCGAACUUGGAAGACCGGUCCAGUUUGGGUGGUGCGGCUGCGGGGGUCGUGGCUGGAUUAGGUAUUGACAAUAUGCCGGGUGUCGAGCCCAUGCGGUCAGAGCCCAUGCGGUCAGAGCCCAUACGGUCGGAGGCGUUGGAACCAGCCGCGCGGUCGCGUGGUGGUCGGCACCGGGUGAGUGGGGUGUAUGAGUACCGGACGUGGAACCCGUUGCGGCGCGUGUUUCCAGCAUUUGAGCAGAACCGGUUGUGCGGGAAAUUGGCUUUGAUGUCGCCGAUCCCGAAUGCAGCUGUGACGGCGGCUUUGGAGCGGAAGGUCGGUGGCUCGACUCCAGGCGGUGGCGAUCCGUUGGUGGCGCGCGCGUGUGCGAUGGCGAGUACGUGGUUACGAGAAAGUUACGGAGAAACCGAGGGUCCGGGUGAAGCGCAGUGCAACUGCUGCAGCCGGACGCUUAAGCCGUACAGUUUUCGAGUACGUUGCGCCGAUUGCGUGGACUACGACCAAUGCGAACGUUGCUUUGCGGAGGGGCUCGAGAGUGAAGGGCAUUCGAAACGUCAUCGUUAUAUCCCCGUUGGGCCACAGAACUUCUUGCUAUUUAAUGACCAGUGGUCGGCCUCGGAGGAACUGGUUUUGUUAGAAGCAGUUGCCCGUUAUGGCUUCGGCAAUUGGAACGAGGUAGCCGAGUGGGUCGGAGUUGUCACACCUGAAAAGAUCGCGCCGAAAGACAAAGACGUCUGCAAGAAACGCUAUUAUGAUUUCCACCUCAAUCACCGAGCCGCCAACCAACCUUUGUGGCCUAUACAUAAUCUCAAGUCCAAGCUUUUGUACGACGGGAGCCUCGGUUUCACACAGGCACUCGUUCAACACCGAAUUCGCCCAGACCAAGAAGCAACCACCGCCGCCGCGAAGGCUGCCAAAGACGCCGACCAAGGUGUAGCGGCGGCCGCGGCUACCAACGGUACUGGCAACGUUGGUGCUGGUGGUCAUAUCAUGGGUACUGCCGCGGUAGGGGCCGGAGGUGCCGCGACUACGGCUGCAGUCAACGGUGUUGCGAUCAGAACAACAGCGGCACCGGCGGGUCGUGAGAUUGACUAUUCGCCCAUAUAUAAUGGCCGUGGGAUAGACUUGGUGUAUUCGUCAAGUUGUCCCCGGCCGACGUCGGGAAAGACUGGGGGUGGCAUGCCGGUGGCGUCAGGUGGCGGAUUGCCGCACACGUGUGUGGGGGCGGAAUUGCUUGCGGGGGACACAGUGUUGGCGGACAGGGAAUUAGGUUUGAUAUGGGAGUAUGAUUUGGUGCCGGAGGCGUAUCAGGGGAGGGAGGAGUAUGAGAUGCCUCAGAGUGCGGAAUCGGUGGUAGUAGUUUACCAGGCGACGAAACCGGUGGGGAUGUUGCCUCCUCGGGUGAGUAUUUCCGGAUUCCAGUAUAACCGUGGAGACUUGGAUGUGGAGUAUAAUAACGACUUCGAGUUAAAUGUAUGCGAUCUGGAGGUCAAAGAGUUCGAUUCGCCCAUGGAGAAGGAGGCCAAGCUGCAGGCGUUGGAGGCAUAUAACGCUGUGUUGGAUGACCGAUGGCUGCGGAAGCGGUUGUACUUCGACCGGAGUGUGUACGACAUCAAGAACAACAACGCAAGUCUGAAUAAGUGGCUUUCAAACAAAGCGCUAUACGUCUCAAACAAAUCGUCCAGCUCAGAGUCCGAAUUCAAGGUAUUAUGGGAAACCCUACGGCCGCUAUGGCGUUUCCUAUACUAUAACUACGCCGAACACCCUGGAGCGCUCUUCAACAAGAACCAAAAAUACCAUGAGGCCUGCGCCGGAAUCGUCCCCUCAGAUAUUGACGACCUGCCCGAUCUCAUUGCCGACGACCGACUGCUUGUCGAUAGACUGGACCUACUGACACAGUGGAAAGAGGCUGGACUCUCCACCCUGAAAGAUGUACUAGACCACGGUGCGCCAUACGCCGCCCAGAUCGAUCAACGCACGCCCAUACACUGGGCCAUGGCCACCGCCGCCACCGGCAACCCCGGCACCACUUCCGACUGGCUCAGACAAAGCCUCUGUCUUAAAGAAAAUACCUACGGACAGCUUGUACAGGUCAUCUGCAACCAAAUACAUUCCGCUUUCGGCGACGCACCCGCCAAACCCAUCACCGUCGGAGACAGCGUACCUAUGGUCGACAUCGUCAUCGACGCCCAAGCCGAAAAAUUCGCGGACGGCCCGCUCCCCGCCGCGCCCCCGGCACCCGCUAUUCCCAAAAAAAGACGCGUCAUGGUCGAAGAGGAAGGAGAAAUAGUCUAG
Gregarina niphandrodes is the source of this 2628-nucleotide messenger RNA. Its product is annotated as zinc finger, ZZ type protein. The transcript has 2 exons. Gene Ontology annotation, biological process: regulation of transcription by RNA polymerase II; chromatin remodeling. Gene Ontology annotation, molecular function: transcription coactivator activity; zinc ion binding; chromatin binding. The record is from RefSeq and is a predicted model, not a curated record. The coding region runs from base 1 to 2628 and encodes 875 amino acids. NCBI's taxonomy places the organism in Eukaryota, Apicomplexa, Conoidasida, Eugregarinorida, Gregarinidae. Gene Ontology annotation, cellular component: nucleus.